UCCUGGUCCAAUUAUAUUACUGUCUACAUGCCUCCAUGAAAUACAGCGCACUGCCUCCCCUUCACUUGCGUCCUAACGGCGGAUGGAAGUGCAGAAACAACGGAUGUAGCUUCACAAUUAUAUUAUUGAUGUUUCAAGACAUCCGCAGCAGCCCGUGUAGCCAGAUUGUGGCUAAUUUCGGACGUGCAAGCGACGCAACUCCUGCUUGGAAUGAACUGUCCUUUUGUCUGCGCAACUGGCAACAUUUGAUGUGUUAUCGGGGACGGGGAAGUAAACACGCUGGCCUGCGCUCAUGAUUAGAGGCGAGGUGAGAUUGAAACCUCAGACUCACAUUGUCCUUGAUCGCAAGUUGAUUUUACUACGGAGUAGAGGAACUGGGGGCUCUAAUGGCGUCAGUUUCGAAGGUGUCUAUUCUGGAUUACUUUAAUAUUGUGUUUGAAGGUGAAAAUGGCAAAAUCGAGUCCAACUGCAAGGCUUGUGGUACCAGGAUCCAGGCGAAGCGAAGUGUCACGUCCAACUUCGUAACGCACCUUAAGCGGAAACACCAGGCAAUGUAUGAUGACUUUGUGAAAAGGAAGGAUAUGAAGAGAGAGGGUUACUCCUCUGGUUCCUUGCACAGUUUCACCACUAAUGGAGGGAACACCCGCUACACUCUCCCCAUCAGUCCUCGAGUGGGAGGAGGAGGAGGAGGAGGUGGACUUGUUGGAGGAAUGGGAACUCUUGAGGGAGGAGUAGGAGGAGGCUCUGGAGGAGGGGUGACCAAGUUUGACAGACAUGACCCACGUCAGGUCCUGAUCUCUGAGGCUAUAGCUAAGAUGAUUGUGCGUGACCUGCAGCCAGUGUCCAUAGUGGAAAAUCAAGGUUUCAGAGAGCUGCUCCAGCUCCUGGAGCCACGUUACAAUCCUGAGCCCCAGUAUUACAUCCAGAGCCAGCUCCUCCCAGCCUACACCUACCAGGCCCAGCUAGCAACCCGUCAGGCCCUGGCCUCAGCACACGCCCUCAGUCUCAGCCUGGAUCUCUGGAAGGGCUUAACUGGAGCCACUUCAGGGUACCUUGGUGUCACCUGCCAUUUUCUCACAUCUGAUUGGCAGAUGCGUUCAGCUCUCCUGGCGUGCCUUCCCAUGACUGGAGGCAGCUCUGGGAAUCACGUGCUUUCAGAUUUUGAUGACGUAUGUCACUCUCAUGGCGUCUCAGGGAGAGCAUUUCGGGUGGUUGCAGACCCUUUCUUCUCAACAACAGUAAAGCCAUGUUGUCUGCCCGGUUUUUUGGUUUCCCCUACUCUCGCUAACGGGCAAGACGAAGACAAUGGCGAAGAGGUGGACUAUGGUAACAACGUGGAAGAAGGGAUCAGGAAUGGCCAUGGUGACGGAGGAGAGGAAGGAGAGUGGGAGCAUGGUCUGGGUGUUUGUCGAGUGGACUGUUUCUCUCGCUCCCUUGAACAGUGUGUCAGAGAGGGCUUACGCUCUUGUCCACAGGUCACUUCCACACUGGCCAAGGCUGCCUGUUUCUACAACUAUGUUACCUCUGCUGUCCCACCUGAGAAACUUAGCCAGGUGUUUGAUGGUCCUGGGUUGAGUAUGAGGACACCAGGAACUACCCUUCCUGCAGCAAUCGACUGGGCUGCUCAGCUUAAGGUGCUUCGGCGGCUGCUGGACUCAGUGGAGUUCCUGGAGGAGGUGAGUGGUCCGGGGGAGCUGGCGCUGGGUGGUUCAGAGAGAGCCCUGCUGAGGGAGCUCACUGACACUUUGGAGCCGUUCACUGAGGCCUGGGACAUGGUGCAAGGGGACAGACAGACGGACAUCCAGACAGACAAACAUGUGUCCAUCAGCCUUGCUCUGCCGUGUGUUUUGGGCCUUCGUAAGCAUCUCUCUGAGACGUCAACUCCCCACUGCCCCUCUCUGCUGGUAGGCCUCAGCCAGGCUGUCGAGCGUCGGCUGGCCCCUGUCUUGGAGGACCCUCUCUACAUCACUGCCACCACCCUGGACCCCCAGUUCAAGCUCACUUGGAGCAGCAACCCUGACUGGCAUAGACAAGUUCUCAUAGAGGAGUUGUCAAAACAUUCCACAGCCUCCAGCCCCAUAGAUGCCAACACAGACCUACAUCCUCAAUCCCAGACCCCUCCCGCCCCAGCUCCAUCACCGGCCUCCUCGUUUUCCCGUCCCUGUAAGCUGUUCUCUUUCAUUAAGCAGAGGCCCACAACACAGGCCAAGAGCCUAGAGCAGGAGUUGGCCGUCUACCUACGAGAGGAACCAACAGACGAGGAGGCUUUGCAUUACUGGCGGCGUAAAGCAAUUGACUUUCCUCUGCUUGCCCAGGUAGCCAAGAGGGCAUUUACCAUACCUGCUUGUGGCACUGUAGUCGAGAGCAUUUUCACUACUGCUGGGCGCUGUCUGCGGUCAGAGAGAGGCCGCGUCUUACCAAAGAACCUUGAGACGCUCAUCUACCUCAAAGCGAACUACAGAUUACUAUGGACUUAAAGUUAGGAAUCAAGCAUUUCUUUUACCGAAAUAGCAACUGACGGCUUUGUACAUGCAGUUAAGUUACUUACUUCUUGGAUACUAACCUCUGUUUCCCUGUAUGGAAACUGAACUAGCAACAUAACAUAGUCCUCAUACUACAUUUUGACGUGAAAUGGAAGGAAUUACCCAGAGUUUCAGAGCCGAGGCUUAGUUUCCCUUCUUCAAACAGGUUUUUUAGACUGCAGUAGGUGUGGAUCGCUGUCUCUACCAUGUAGCCUACAUACAGACAAUUAUACCACAUGCUGUGGACAGAGGGGACUAGAAGCAGAUCAAUACUGAAGCUUUUACUCUGACAUUAUUUUGUCUUCAGACAAAGCCUCCACUCACUAUCCUCCCAACCCCAUACAUAGCUUGUUUGUGUGCACUGACAUACCAACGAUAACCAAAUGGUCAAUUGUGUUCUGUAGCAUCUGCUUUAUUCUCUUGUAUACAAUAACCCUAGAAAUUGUGACUAAUUCAUUUGAUGUUGUUUUUGAAGGAGGGCAUCAGCUGCUAAACAAUUUGUCCAUUUAUUCUUUUUUCUCUCGCUUUGUAUGUAUUCCUUAUCUCUGGGACAUCAUAAUAAACAAGUUUCACUUUCUAUCA
This is a messenger RNA of Etheostoma cragini (Arkansas darter), 3104 nucleotides long. Its product is annotated as zinc finger BED domain-containing protein 4. Gene Ontology annotation, molecular function: protein dimerization activity. The transcript has 5 exons. Lineage: Eukaryota; Metazoa; Chordata; Actinopteri; Perciformes; Percidae. The record is from RefSeq and is a predicted model, not a curated record. The coding region runs from base 387 to 2477 and encodes 696 amino acids.